AUGAGUAGAACAAUGGCUUCCCUUACAUGUCUCUUCCUUUUCGGAACUUUCUUCCACGUUGUUGUUGCUAUCGACCACGAGGUUGGAGGUGAUUUUGGUUGGAACUUACCUCCAACUCUUACCUUCUUCUCUAAAUGGGCUCGUAAUAACACUUUCUUCGUUGGUGAUAGGCUAAGAUUCACACCCAGAGCCAACGAGACUCACACUUAUGCUGAAGCAAAAUCCGAGAAGGAAUUUGAUGAAUGUGUAGAACAGGGAAUAGUUUUCGAUCCUUCAAUAAUUUUAACCCUACAAAAUAAUCGUCUUGGCCGUCGUUAUUUUAUCUGCACCGAUGGGAACCAUUGCAACAUGGGCAUGAAAUUUACCAUUGAUGUUUUACCUAUAUCAGUAACAACGCCAAAUACCGCAGUCAAAAUUGAUGCCUUGCUGCCUAUACUUCUCUUCAUCAUUUUUAUGGCUAAUCUCUUCUUCUUUGUUUGA
This is a messenger RNA of Benincasa hispida (wax gourd), 480 nucleotides long. The record is from RefSeq and is a predicted model, not a curated record. Lineage: Eukaryota; Viridiplantae; Streptophyta; Magnoliopsida; Cucurbitales; Cucurbitaceae.